This is a messenger RNA of Miscanthus lutarioriparius, 243 nucleotides long. NCBI's taxonomy places the organism in Eukaryota, Viridiplantae, Streptophyta, Magnoliopsida, Poales, Poaceae. The record is from the annotation of a GenBank genome assembly.
AUGCCAACCCUGGCGUACCUGGGCGACGGCAGGUUCUGCAUCUGCAGGCCGAUGAGCACCAUGGAGCCGACCAACUACGGGCCCCCCAUCACCUACGAUGCCUGCUGCUUCUUGGUGGUGGAGCUCAAGCGCUUGUCGUCGUCGUCGAGUCUUGAGCUUGCCAAGCGUGGGAAGAUGACCUACAUGUGGCCGCCGCAAGGCCGGCAAUCCCCAUACAUCGGCUUUAUCCAGCCUGCCACCUGA